GUAUAGUGUUUGCGCCGGUCCUAGCUCUUACGGUACGAGCACGUGUUUUUCGAGAUCGAGAUCGGGAUUAAUAAUUAACUUUAGACUUAGUUAAUGGAGUUGAAUAGAUGUUUAAACAAUGUCUAUUUCUUUUGAAUUAUAAAGGUGCAUCAUCCAAAUGCAAUGUGCGUGUGUCAGUGAUGUUUUUCAACAAUCGAUUAAUCUGAUAGUAAUUCAAAACUUAUUCGUAUUUAUAAAGUGAUCACGUUCAGUGAGUUAUUAAACGAUCAACAAAAAAUUAGUGUUCGAUAAGACUGUAUAUGCAGUUGGUAAUUAUGAAUCCAGAAUUGCGACUUUUUGUGCCAGGUUUUAUGUUAGUUUUCGUGCUUUUUCUGACAGCUGGAUCAGUUUACUGUGAAGAUUGCGGGCAGGAAGAAUUAUCCCAAUGUGCGCGGCCACUUCAAGUUUUAUCAUCAACAGCUGAGCUGUCUUUUGUCACUAAAAAAUCAGAACUCGAUCAACUGUGUCCGGACCUGCAUGCGGGCCUGCGUUGCAUACACAGUUACACUAGAAGAUGUAUGUCACAGAAACAAAGAGCGCACUUUAAUCAGCUCUAUCACGGCACAAACACUGUAAUCAACGAGCUUUGCGAAGACGGUCCCUAUCAAGAAGAAUUCCUAAGACAUGCCCCGUGCAUGCACAGCGUACAACGAGAUUACGAGCGCUGCGCGAACCGAUACCAAGCGACGAUGUCUCAACUGGGGAAGCCGAAAAACCAAACGGAAGGCGAGAAGUCGACCGAAGUUUACGACGGCAGCAGGCGCAGGGAGAGGCUCAUGAACGCGGGCCAAGUCGAGACCGGUGACAGUUUCGGCGGCAGCGCGGCCGUAUCGGAGAAAAUGCGGGACAUCAGCGUCGACAGCCCGGAGGAGUAUAGGAGACAGCAUUUAUUGAGACAAAAGCAAUUAGAGGAGCAACGUCGGAGACAAAUGAUGCUACAAGGGCAAAUUCCGAUUCAAGAUGAAGAAGAAGCAGAAGAACAACUGAGGACAGUAUGCUGUUCGUUCCAAGAGUAUAUGCGCUGUUCGCAAGAUGCUGUGAGAUGCCAGUGUGGUGAAGAAUCCGCAAAAUUCACGAAGAGAUUUCUUGAUAAAAUGGCUAGCUCAUUGAUCAGGCUACACUGUGCAAACUACGGCGAGGGUUCUGGAAGAUGUGUGGGCUUCUCUUCGGCCGAAUCCUCUCUACUGAGAUCUAGAUUCUCCGUAGCUGUGCUCUCUGUGAUAUCGUUCGCAAUAUUGAUGUCUAGUUGAAUAUUUUAUGAGAGUAGUUAGGCAAUGAUAAAAAAUUAUAUCUAUAUUUAGAAUUAUAUUUCCUAUGGGUAAAUACACCUACUUGUAUAUAUAAAAAAAUAUCUUCAAAAGAACUAUUUUUUCCAACACGAGACUUCGAUUAGUUUUGUAAAAAAUAGGAUUGUACAGAGUUUGAAAUCGAUACGAGAUAAGGUUUUCAUAGAUUUAUUAACGCUGUUAACUACAAGAAAGCUAUAUGAAAGUAAAAUAGUUUUUACCCUGAUAUACAUACAUAUUAUGUAUAUAUGUAUAUACAUACAUACUACGUACUAUACUUUCCCGCCAACUUCAUCCAUUUGAAUCUCAUAAGCUGAUUUCCAUUAAUAAUUAACUACUCAAAAUUAGUUGA
Molecule: messenger RNA, 1677 nt
Organism: Ctenocephalides felis (cat flea)
Lineage: Eukaryota; Metazoa; Arthropoda; Insecta; Siphonaptera; Pulicidae
Exons: 8
Coding region: 300-1289 (329 amino acids)
Source: RefSeq, a predicted model, not a curated record